CAGGUGCAGUCCAAGAUGGUCAAUGUGGGGACUCUGACAGAAAGGUUUGAGAAACGAACAUCAACCCCACUGCCCAGUCCUGCACACAGCGAUGAUGAAUCAUCCUCUGUUUUCAUGGACCAACCUAGUGAUGUGUCAUGGAGGCCAGAGGAGGAAACGAUGAGUCAGUCAUCUGACGAGGAACUGUCAAAAGAGCCAUUGCAGGAAUCUCACCGUGACCUCAAUGGUGCUGACAAGUUCAUUGUGUGCCAAAGCCAGCUGAUGUCCCUGUUUACAUUUUGCGCUGCCUGUUGUGGGGAAACCCAGGGAUACAUGGAGCAGCAGGAGGGAACUUAUAUAAAAAUAAAUUCUGUGCAACAUGUGGGUAUGAGCGUUAUUGGCAGAACCAGCCAAUGCUGCACCGAAACAUGCCUGCCUGCAACUUCUUACUGAGUGGGGCCAUCCACUUUUCGGGUUGCAUGGCUACCCAGACCAUAAGGAUGCUGAAGCUGUUUGGGCGUCAGUGCAUCAGUGCCAGCACCUUCUUCCGCCAUCAAUGCCUGUACACAAUCCCUACCAUCAUGCAGGUCUGGCAGAAUGAGAAGGCAGGGAUCAUCAGAGAACUGAAUGAGAUGGGGGGUGGGCUAAUCCUCUGGUGACUGCAGGUGGUACACUUCGGCUUGUAUCACUGAUAUAGAAAACAGGUCAAAACAACAUUUGCAGAUAUAAUUGUGUCAGUUUUUGUGCUUUAACGUCCAAAUUAAAUGGUUUUUGACAUUCAUAGGUCAGACUCUCCUGGCCAUUGUGCCAAAUAUGGCACCUACUCUUUGAUCGAGGACAGAAUUAACAAGGUUUUGGAUCUUCAACUUGUCCAGAGCUCAGAGGUCCCAAACAGCACCUGGUGUGAGUUAGAGGGUCUGAAGCGCAGCAUAGAGUUUCUUAAGGAGCAACACAUGCAAGUGUCAGCCCUCAUCACAGACAGAAAGCGUCAGGUUGCCAAGUGGGUGCGGGAGGAGUUGUGUCCAGAAGGAACAAGCCAUUUCUUUGACAUCUGGCAUAUUGGUCUAGGGAAAGCUUUGGAUGCUGCUGCAAAGGAGAGAGGGUGUGAGGACCUGAGGCUGUGGAGGCAUUAUUAACCAUCUCUACUGGACUGCAGCUUCCUAAUGGAGAUCCAGAUGUGAUGUGCCAAGUGGCAAAGCAUGGUCAACCAUGUUCAGGAUAUCCAUGAACACGGCACUCCUGCAUUUUCCCGCUGUGCACAUCCACCUCUGGAGGGAGAAGCAAGGAACAAGGAGUGGCUGGAACCAGGAUCAACUGUAGCAAUUAAACUGGAGAGUGUAGCUACUAGAACAGCACUGGUGAGAAGGAUGUUCGGCAGUUGUCCCCACAGCAUCAGACCUUUUCCCUGGCGGCAUCCCUCACUUUGCACCAAAGCACACUGGGUUCUCCUUCCUUGGGAUGUACAGCAGGUAAAUAUUAUGUGAUGGUGAAAU
Messenger RNA from Anguilla rostrata (American eel), 1472 nucleotides. RefSeq lists its product as uncharacterized. The coding region runs from base 744 to 1115 and encodes 123 amino acids. The record is from RefSeq and is a predicted model, not a curated record. NCBI's taxonomy places the organism in Eukaryota, Metazoa, Chordata, Actinopteri, Anguilliformes, Anguillidae. The transcript is spliced from 7 exons.